CCCCGCAGGGAGGAUGGCGAGCUGGAGGAGGGCGAGCUGGAGGACGACGCGGGGGACGAGGCCCCUCCGAGCCGGCGGCACCGGCGCUCCCCGCGGCGCCGCAGCGCCUCCCCCGGCGAGCGCCCGCACCGCCGCCUCAAGCGCAAGCGCCGCAAGGACAAGGACAGGCGGCGCUCCAAGAAAAAGCGCAAAUCCAAGCACAAGCGGCACGCCUCGUCCAGUGAGGAUCUGUCGGAUUUCAGCGACGACUCCGAGUACAGCCCCGGCGAGAAGGGACACCGCAAGUACCGGGAGUACAGCCCGGUGUACCCGUCCCACCAGUACUCCCAGUUGCCCCGCAAGGGCCAUCCCAAGGGGGACCCCAAGGGCUACGGGGGCUCCUACGAGGAGUUUGAGGCCGAGGCCUUCGGGCCCUUCGAGGCCGAGGAGGAGGAGGAGGCGCCCAAGGACGACUUUGACGACUUCUCCAAGGAGCUGAGCCAGUACCGGCGCUGCAAGGAGGGAGCGCAGCGCGGCAGAGGCCGGGGCCGGGGCCGCGGUUUCCGGGGCCGGGGGCGGGGCCCGGGCCGGGGGCGGGGCCCGGGGCGGGGCCGGGGCCGCGCCCGCAGCGACCCCGAGGAUGAGGAGGAGCCCUUCGAGGAGGAGCUGGAGUACUGCGACCCCGAGGAGCCGCUGGCUGAGGAUGAUUUUGACGACUACGCCAAGGAGCUGUCGCAGUACCGGCGCAGCAAGGAGCGCGGCCGCGGGCUGGGCCGGGGCCGGGGCCGGGGCCCGCGGGGCCGGGGUGCCAAAGGGCCGGGCCGGGGCCGCGGGCGCGGGCGCAGCGCCGCGGGCAAGGCCGGCGCCAACGACGACGACGACUUCUACGACGAGGACGUGGGGGACGGGGGCGGAUUCCGGCGGGAGGACAAAGCUCACCUGGGCUCGGACAAGAAGGGCAAGGUGAUCUGCAAGUACUUCGUGGAGGGCAGGUGCACCUGGGGUGACCACUGCAACUUCAGCCACGACAUCGAGCUGCCCAAGAAGCGCGAGCUGUGCAAGUUCUACAUCACGGGCUACUGCGCGCGGGCCGAGAGCUGCCCCUACAUGCACGGGGAUUUCCCGUGCAAGCUGUUCCACACCACCGGGCUCUGCAUCAACGGCGACGACUGCAUGUUCUCACACGCGCCGCUCAGCGACGAGACCCAGCAGCUGCUCGACAAGAUGCUGGCCGAGGACGCCGAGGCGGGCGCGCAGGACGAGAAGGAGCUGCAGGAGCUGCGCAAGCAGGGCAUCGACCCCCUGCCCAAGCCCCCCCCGGGCGUGGGGCUGCUGCCCACCCCCCCCCGGCCCCCCUCCCCCCCCCGCGGGCUGCCCCUCCCCCCCGGGCCGCCCCCGCUGCCCCUCCCCCCGCCCAUGGAGCCCCUGGAGCCCCCCCCGGACCCCUUCAAGAAGAUCCCGUCGCUCUUCGAGAUCGUGGUCAGGCCCACGGGGCAGCUGGCCGAGAAACUGGGCGUCAGGCACCCCGGGCCGCCCCCCCCGCGCUUCCCCGGCCCCCCCGGGGGGCCGCCCCUCCCCCACCCGGAGCUGGGCCCGGGGCCCCCCCUGGGGGGGUUCGAGGAGCCGCCCCUCCCCCACCCGGGGCUGCCCCCGCCGGGGCCCGGCUUCUACGAGGGGGGAGGGGCGUUCUACCCCCAGGAGGGGCUGGAGAUGGAGCCCCCCCCCGGGGGGGAGGGGCCAGGGGGCACCGGGGGGGAGGGGCACCUGGGGUGGGGGAGGGGCCAGACCCCAAAAUCUCCUUUUCCACCCAAAAUCUCCUUUUUCCCCCCAAAUCACCUUUUCCCUCCCCAAAAUCUCCUUUUUCCCCCCAAAUCUUUUCCCGCAAAUCUCCUUUUUUCCCUCCCCAAAAUCUCCUUUUUUCCCCCAAAUCACCUUUUCCCUCCCCAAAAUCUCCUUUUUCCCCAAAAAAUCUCCUUUCCCCAAACCCCAAAAUCUCCUUUCCCCCCCCUCAAAAAUCUCUUUUUUCCCUCCCCAAAAUCUCCUUUUUUUCCCCCAGCAGACGACUACGGCUCCUACGAGGCCGCCGAGGGGCCCGGGGGGGACCCCCUGUUCGGGGAGGGGUCCCUGGAGGCCGAGGGGGCCCCGGGGGUGUCCGGGGGGGCUCCCGGGGGGGCUCCCGGGGGGGUGCCCGAGUUCCUGCCCUCGGCGCAGCGCGCGCUCUUCCUGCGCAUCCGCCACAAGCAGCGGCCCGAGGAGCGCGGCCGGAGAGCGGCCGAGGGCGGCCGCGGAGACAGGGAGCACGAGGAGGGAGACCCCGGCAAUUGGUACUCGAGCGACGAGGACGACGGCGGCAGCAGCGUCACCUCCAUCCUCAAAUCCCUGCGCCAGCAAAGCUCCGCCCGAGCCCCGAACCCCCCGGGGGACCCCCCCAGCGACCCCCGGCUGCAGCGACCCCCGCGCCCCGCCGACCCCCGGCUCCGGGACCCGCGGCUGGCCCGCAGCGCCGAGCCCGGCGCCGAGCCCGGCCCCUCGGACCCGCGGCUGGCCCGGCACGGCGCCAGGGCGGAGCCGGGGCCCCGAGCGGCCGAGGACGAGGAGGGCGAGCGGAUCCUGCGGGAGAAGCCCCUGCCCAUCCCCCUGGAGGCCGCGCCGGGGCUCCCGCAGCGCGACCCCCGCUGCCAGCUGCAGCAGUUCUCGCACAUCCGCAAGGACGUGCUGCUGCUGCGCCCGCCCUUCGCCCGCUCCGUGCUCUGGAGCCCCGAGGAUCUCAUCCCGCUGCCCGUGCCCCGGCAGGAGCCGCCCGCCCCGAGCCCCCUCCCCGCGCCCGGCCCCGACCCUCGCCCGCUCCGGCCGCCCUCCGGCCCCUCGGACCCGCGGCAGCCGCGCCCGCCCGCCGGCGACGCCGCCGCCUCCUCCUCUUCCUCCUCCUCUUCCUCCUCCUCGUCCCUGCCCGACUUCGAGCUGCUCUCCAGGAUCCUCAAAAGCGUCGCGGCCUCGGCGGGGGACAAACCCAGCGACCCCCGCGUGCGGAAAGCUCCUCCGGCCGACCCGCGGCUGCAGAGAUCCCCGGAGCGCGGCGAGUCCCGGGACGCGCCCGACGCCGGCCCGGCCAUCGCUCCCUACGACCCGCGCCUGAGCUGGGGCGGCUCCGGCCAGAGCAGCGUCCUGAGCGCCAUCAGCCUCUACGACCCCCGCAGCCCCGGCGCGGGGAAAGACCCCCAGAACGAUGGGACCCCGGCCCAAAAAGCCGCCGGCGAGCCGGGCAAAGCGGGCCGGGCCAAGGAGCCGCCGUUCGUGCGGCGCUCGGCGCUGGAGCAGCCGGACGGCGCCGAGCGCCCCGAGCCCACGGACAGGUACAACAGCUACAACCGGCCCCGCGGCAAAGCCGAGAGCGGCGGCGCCCAGCCCGGCCUCCACAACCUGCCCGUGCCCCCCGUGCCCCCCGUGUUCGGCCUGGGCAAGGCCGGGGCUCGGCCGGGCGCCGGGAGCCCCUUCCCGGGGGGCAGCCCCGGGCGGGAGCCCUCCGAGGACGGCGGGGACAAAGCCUCGCUCAAGGACGUCUUCAAGGGCUUCGACCCCACGGCCUCGCCCUUCUGCCAGUGAGGGAGGGCGGGCAGGGGGCGGAACCGGGGCGGGGCUGGGGGAACGGGCGGAAAAACGGG
This is a messenger RNA of Vidua chalybeata, 3641 nucleotides long. RefSeq names its product zinc finger CCCH-type containing 4 (gene ZC3H4). Gene Ontology annotation, molecular function: RNA binding; metal ion binding. The record is from RefSeq and is a predicted model, not a curated record. Lineage: Eukaryota; Metazoa; Chordata; Aves; Passeriformes; Viduidae. Gene Ontology annotation, cellular component: nucleus. The annotation marks the transcript as partial. The transcript is spliced from 14 exons. Gene Ontology annotation, biological process: negative regulation of DNA-templated transcription.